AUGGGUAGAGGAUGUACUACGUUUCUCGUCGUUUCAUUAAUGACGUUUAAUGUAAUAUUUCUCUUAAUUGGUGCCGCAAUACUAUGUUUUGCCGUAUAUUGUUAUGUGGAUUCAUUAAUUCAAAGUGCAGUAUCUCGUUCUGGACAUGCCGAUAAAAUGCAGAACUUAUUAUAUGCUCUUAUCGGCCUAGGCUUGUUAACGAUUGUUGUGGCUGUUUUUGGAUGUUGUGGAGCAUAUCAUGAAUCUCGCUGCCUACUUGGAACAUACUCUAUUUGUUUAACUAUUAUGUUCGGAGUUGAAAUAGCUACAGCAGCCCUGUGUUUAGUAUUUAAAGUUGAAACGGAAAGAAGGAUUAUUCAAGCUUUAGAAAAUAUUAUAAUGCGAUUUAAAAAUGAAUCAGUUGAUGAAAACUUUGACAAAAGUGAUUCUUACCGUGAUUGGAUACAAAAAAGCCUUCAUUGUUGUGGUAUCAACGGAAUGAAUGAUUAUCCAGGAUUAACUGUCCCAUUAUCAUGUUGUAUUCCGAAGCAUCGAAAUUGUCCAGACAAAUCUGCCUCGUACACUAUAGGGUGUAAACAAGUAAUUAAUGAUUUGGUGAAAGAAAAAUUUCUCAUGGCAAUAAUCCUUAUUAUGAGUGUUCCAGUAUCAAAGGUUUCAAAAAAUUGUGCAGGGUACCCAAACCAUGAUCCGCACAAGUGGAUUGGAAAGAAAAAAAGGUAUAAAUGAACAAUAUCAAUGUACAAUAGGGAAUACAAUUCAGAUAACAAUACAACCACAAAUUCAUUCCUUUAAUUAAGGGAGUUUCUUUCAAUUUUAUGAAGAGUUAGGUAAAAAAUUACAUCUGGAUCUCCGCUGGCCUCAAUCCUGAAAUAUAUACGAUAACGUCUCAAGCCAUCGAAUUAAGCAAUGUUUAAAAUCUCAAGUGAAAAAUGGUGAUGGUCUUAAUCAGUAAAAUUCGUUCAGCUCAUUAAAAACUAGAUAAGCAUGUUAUUGAUCACUAUUCAGUGUUUAAUUAAAAUGUUAAUAUCUCAGUCCUACAGAAAGUCAGUCACGUCUCGUGAUAACGUUUCAAACUCCGAAGCUUGGUGAUAUGGGUUUCUAGUCCUGAAAGGAGUUUCAUCAAUAUUACAAAUAAGCCUUGCUUAUGAUUAUGAUUUGGAACGAAGUCUUUAGUUGCGAUUCACUGACGCAUGCAAAUUUUAUACAAUUGCCUUUCAUAUCAUGGUACCAUAUCAUUAACUAACUACCUUUUUACACUUAAUCCCAAUCUCAGUAAAUAAUGCCUGGUUUGAAAAGCCCGUAUGAUAUUCGCGGAAUAUAUACUUAACUCACCCAAUUCAAUGUUUCAAGAUGGUAACAUAUACAAAAUCACAGUCAGACGGGUAGAAAAUCCCACUCAUCUAUACGAAAAACAAAAACAUCUUACUAUGAAACAAAUACUUAUUUCACAAGAGAUAGUCAGUUUCAUUCAGUAGUGAUAAAAAAACAACAACAAAACUUUAUUGACUAGUAAUUACAUUUAGGUGAUGGUGAUAACGGUCCAAUGGU
Molecule: messenger RNA, 1548 nt
Organism: Schistosoma curassoni
Lineage: Eukaryota; Metazoa; Platyhelminthes; Trematoda; Strigeidida; Schistosomatidae
Source: the annotation of a GenBank genome assembly